UGUCGUUUGCGCUGGUGUCACCGUUACGUCCUUGCGAUGUCGGAACGUAUUGUGUUGAAAGAUUUGUAUUUAUCGGAAGAAGAUACCAUGGAGGCGUUGGUUUUAAGUGAGGACUCAACGCAGACUUCAACCUUCAGCCCCUUAAAGCUCCAACCCUCUGGGCUGCUUUAUGACGAGCUGUCCUGCGACCCGGAGGCCGCCGCCCCCGCCUCUCCUCCGCUGCGCCCAGUCCCCGCCGCAUACACGGAGGACUUGUGGGGCGAGGACCUCGAGGACGGCCCCGCCGCCAAGCGGGCCCUGGCGGAGGACCCCCCCGCCGAGGCCCAGCACACCCACUGUGCCCAGCGCGACGCCGAGGAGGCCCCGGACUGCCCCGCCGACGAGGUGCCCGCCCUGCCCCACCCCCUCUCCAUGCCCAUUUUUUUCCUCUGA
Messenger RNA from Frankliniella occidentalis (western flower thrips), 432 nucleotides. RefSeq lists its product as uncharacterized. The record is from RefSeq and is a predicted model, not a curated record. Bases 37 to 432 code for a protein of 131 amino acids. The transcript is spliced from 4 exons. NCBI's taxonomy places the organism in Eukaryota, Metazoa, Arthropoda, Insecta, Thysanoptera, Thripidae.